This is a messenger RNA of Durotheca rogersii, 246 nucleotides long. RefSeq names its product LSM domain-containing protein. The transcript has 4 exons. Gene Ontology annotation, molecular function: RNA binding. Gene Ontology annotation, cellular component: U2-type prespliceosome; U12-type spliceosomal complex; U5 snRNP. Bases 1 to 246 code for a protein of 81 amino acids. The record is from RefSeq and is a predicted model, not a curated record. Gene Ontology annotation, biological process: mRNA splicing, via spliceosome; spliceosomal snRNP assembly. Lineage: Eukaryota; Fungi; Ascomycota; Sordariomycetes; Xylariales; Xylariaceae.
AUGGCGCCCGCACAGCCAGAGCUGAAGAAGUACCUCGACAAGAGACUGUUCGUCCAGUUGAAUGGGAGCCGCAAAGUUAUAGGCAUCCUCCGCGGUUACGAUGUCUUCCUGAAUAUUGUGCUGGACGAUGCCGUGGAGGAGAAAGAUGGAGGCGAGAAGGUCAAGCUAGGGAUGGUCGUCAUCCGAGGCAAUUCCGUGGUGAUGCUAGAAGCGCUGGAGAGAAUUGGCGGAGACCGAGAUAAAUGA